This is a messenger RNA of Papilio xuthus (Asian swallowtail), 1399 nucleotides long. Lineage: Eukaryota; Metazoa; Arthropoda; Insecta; Lepidoptera; Papilionidae. The record is from RefSeq and is a predicted model, not a curated record.
UGAGAGAUUAUCAUUCGACUCGAUUCAGUUGUGUGCUGUAGUUGGUUACCGAAGUUCGUGGAUUCAUCUGGUACACAAACAAUAUGUCGAGCACGACGCGUGACAGUAUACGACAUCAGUACGAGCAAGAUGGGUACGUGGUGUUGGAGGAUUUUCUUCGUGGUCCUGAGUGCGAUGAAUUGGUCGAAGCUGGACUCGAGUUAACAAAGCAAGCAGCUGAAAUGGACCCGAAACCAGUAUUCUCCACAGUCGAUCCAGAGAUAGCGCAACACAAAGAUGCUUACUUUAUGGAAAGCAAUGACAAUAUCAGUUAUUUUUUCGAAGCAGACGCCGUAGACUCGGACGGCAAACUGAAAGUGGACCCCAGCAUUUCACUAAACAAGGUUGGACACGCACUGCAUCUUCAGCACCCGAUAUUCAGAUGUUACACGUACAGUGAACGUGUAAAGAGAGUUUGCAGGGAGCUUGGUUUGGUAGACCCUGCCGUGGUGCAGAGCAUGUAUAUUUAUAAGAACCCAGGCAUUGGCGGUGAAGUGAUACCACACCAAGACAUAACGUAUCUUCACACGGAACCGAUUCCACCAGUCGGUUUCUGGAUUGCACUUCAAGAUGUGACCGUACAGAAUGGCUGCUUAUGGAUUUCUCCUGGUUCACAUAAAUCCGGUAUACACCGACGUCUCAUCCGUAACCCGGAUAAGGAUUCCAAACAAGCUUUAAUCUAUGACAGACCAGCACCAGUGUAUCCACAAUCAAGUUUCACAGCUGUACCUGUUCCAAAAGGUACUUGCAUCUUGUUACAUGGUAACGUUGUACACAAAAGUGCUCAAAAUAAAUCGGACAAGAGUCGUCACGCGUACACCUUCCAUGCAAUAGAAAAGCACCAGAACACAUACUCUCCAGAUAAUUGGUUACAAGAAGGUCCAAAUGCACCCUUUGUUAAUAUAUACACGACAUCUCAACUAAUGUAAUAUGAAUAGUAUGGAUUAAAUAAAAUAUCAAAUAUUGGAAUUUAUGUUCAUAUUCAACUGUUUAAUGUAAUUUCAAUUCCAAAUAUUAUUUACGAAAUAUCUAGCAAUAAGAUUGAACCUCAAAAUAUAGGCUAAUUAAUUUUAUUAUAAUUUACCGGACGUGCAAAAAUUUACAUUAAAUUCCAGUUUAUUAUAACAAAGAGAAUUAUAAUUACAAAGCCCAAUGAACUAGGAAUAUUUAUUACCAAAUGUAUUAUUUCAAUUUAACCUAUGAUUGAAGUUGAUUUGCAAUUAUAUUUUUGAAAUAUAUUAUGAAUACAGGUUUUAAUAAAAAUUAUAUGAAAUGAUAAUUUAAUGAUGUUAAAUAUUAUUUUUUUAUUAAUAUUUAUGCGAAGAAUCUCUUUGUCUAAUUGUCAUGUGAUAUGCAAUUA